Molecule: messenger RNA, 2233 nt
Organism: Brachypodium distachyon (stiff brome)
Lineage: Eukaryota; Viridiplantae; Streptophyta; Magnoliopsida; Poales; Poaceae
Product: protein P21-like
Exons: 4
Coding region: 910-2112 (400 amino acids)
Biological process (GO): defense response
Cellular component (GO): extracellular region
Source: RefSeq, a predicted model, not a curated record
UGCAAUUUGCACACACGAAAGUGAGAAAACUAUAAAACUUACUUCCAUAACAUAAUAGUGUUUCUUUAAAGAUCAAAAUGGAAGCACAAUAAUAACAUCACAAAAGUCCCCAUCCUUGGAAAGUUUUUAGUGUGGGUCAUAUGACAUUCUGAAUCAGCUAUACUUUCAGUUCUUACUACUAGUACUGAAAGUGGCACACCAAAAAAUCGAGCAAGACACACGGUAGAGAAUAAUGGAAAGGCAGAAAAUAUCAAAUUUACUGACGGCGCCCAACACGACAUGGACUCUGUCUCUAUGUCCAACAUGACGUAAGUAACUCAGUCGAAUAUAUGUUAUAAACUCAAACAAGAACACCUAAACAAUGAUAAGAUGAAGUGUGGUCCAGCAUGGACAAGUAGCGGAUGUUCAUGUAUAUUAUGAGCCAAGAUGCGCCCGGUUUGGAACACAUGAUAUGAAAAACAGAGGAAUAUAAAAAUUGUAAUAAUUGGAUGUCAUGUUCCGUAGAUUUCUACAGGAAUCUGAAACACAGGAAUCGUACAAUAAGCUGUUUGGAUGUUUCACGGGAAUUUUACAGGGAAAUGAAAACAUGAGGUUUGACCAAAUGUUUUGAAUCCUCCAAAACAUGAAGAAAAGGAAGCAUUCCUAUAGGAAUUGUAAGUACCAAUCUUACAAUCCAAAUGGCAUCAUAUGAAAAUUUCCUACAAAAUUUCCUAUAAAAUACCUUUGUUCCAAACGGGCCUAAUUUUCUUUCGGAAAAUCUAUUUUCCAGCCAUAAUGGAAUUACAGUUACGCACGCACGAAGAGAAGAAGCAACGAAAUCCCGGCCCAGAUCGAUCGAGUCGGCCGGCGGGCGAGGUCCAUGGGCUCUGUCGCCGGGCAGCGGCGGAGUCUCCCUGAUGUGUCCUCACCAUGUCGGGCUACCGCCGCGGUGAUGGUGUUCCGGUCCAAGCUUCCUCACCAUGUAGGGCUACUGCUUCCUGCGUCUCCCAGCGGGGUCGUCCACACCUACGGCGAGGUGGAGAUCCUCUCCCAACGAGCAGUGGCUGGGCUCCGGCGUCUCGGUGUUGGCAAGGGCGACCUACUGCUCCUCCUCCCCCGCAACUGCCUGAGUUCGCCGUCGUCUUCCUCGGCGUUUGCCUGCCUGGGCGCCGCCACCACCAUUGCCACCCGUUCUGCAAGCCCCUCGAGAUCCACCGCCAGGUGGCCGCCACGAGCGCUAUGGUGAUCGUCACCGAGCAGCCAUCAGAUAAACCUGCAGAAGAUGUAAAAGCUUGUUGCCGAGGUGUUGUGCACGCUCCGCAGCUCCCCGCUCUCGUCAUCAACGAGGGCAGGGACAUGCUUACAUCCACCUUCGGACAUGUGGGAUCAACAAAAGUCCAUGCCUCAUCAACUUGCUCUGGAUGCCCAUCCUACCUGUGCUUGGUGUCCUUUAAAAACGUGCAAAUUACAGCAAUGCUGAUCGCAGCCCUGGCGGCGGGCUGCGCCGUGGACGCGGCCAGAUUCACCAUCACCAACAAGUGCUCCUACACUGUCUGGCCAGCCUCCAUCCCCGUCGGCGGCGGCGUCCGCCUCGACCCGGGCAGAACGACGACCCUGGACGUGGCCGCCGGGACACCCGCGGUCCGGAUCUGGGCACGAACCGGCUGCACCUUCGACGCCAGCGCCCGCGGGUCCUGCAAGACGGGCGACUGCGGCGGCAAGCUGGCCUGCACCGCGGGCGGCAAGCCCCCGGCGACGCUGGCGGAGUUCACGCUCGGGUCCGGAUCCGGCAGCCGCGACUUCUACGACGUCUCCCUCGUCGACGGCUUCAACGUGCCAGUCAGCUUCGCGCCCGCCGCCGGGUCCGGGUGCCACGCCAUCAGCUGCGCCGCCGACAUCAACGCGCGGUGCCCGCCGGAGCUGAAGGUGGACGGGGGCUGCGCCAGCGCGUGCCUCAAGUUCAACACGGACCGCUACUGCUGCCAGUCCGGGCCGGCGAAAUGCCAGCCGUCGGAUUAUUCGAGGUUCUUCAAGGGGCUCUGCCCUGAUGCAUAUAGUUAUGCGUUUGAUGAUAAGAGCAGCACCUUCACCUGCGCCGCCGGGACCAAUUACCAGAUCACCUUCUGCCCCUGAUUUAGGCCGCCCGGCUUAAGUUAUAGUGCACCGAAAUGAUUACAUAAUUUAAUGAAUAAUUUGUUGUUUGUACCUCGCGCGCAUAUUAAUUCAUGAGUAACGGAAAAGCCUUUUUUUUUAA